Molecule: messenger RNA, 644 nt
Organism: Mangifera indica (mango)
Lineage: Eukaryota; Viridiplantae; Streptophyta; Magnoliopsida; Sapindales; Anacardiaceae
Product: nuclear transcription factor Y subunit B-1-like
Exons: 1
Coding region: 65-538 (157 amino acids)
Biological process (GO): regulation of transcription by RNA polymerase II
Cellular component (GO): nucleus; CCAAT-binding factor complex
Molecular function (GO): DNA-binding transcription activator activity, RNA polymerase II-specific; protein heterodimerization activity; RNA polymerase II cis-regulatory region sequence-specific DNA binding
Source: RefSeq, a predicted model, not a curated record
UUGACCCGCAAGCUGCAAAGUGUGAACUUGCGACACACAAGAGGCCAAGUUCAUUGCAUCUUAAAUGGGAGAUAAUAUUGGAGCAAGUGGUUCGAGUACUGAAGAUGGAGGUAUCAAGGAGCAAGAGCGGCUGUUGCCAAUAGCGAACGUGGGGAGAAUCAUGAAGCAGAUUUUGCCACCAAACGCGAAAAUAUCAAAGGAAGCUAAAGAAACGAUGCAAGAAUGUGUUUCAGAGUUCAUAAGUUUUAUCACCAGUGAAGCUUCGGAAAAGUGCAAAAAAGAAAGGCGGAAGACUGUGAAUGGAGAUGAUAUUUGCUGGGCUAUAGGAACGCUAGGUUUUGAUAACUACGCCGGGCCAUUAAAAAGGUAUUUGCAUAAGUUUAGGGAAAUAGAGGGAGAUAGAGCAAAUAAUCAGCAGGAGAAGGCUGCUGGGAGUAACAGCAAUACUGAAGAUCAAAAGGAGGAACCAUCUUUAUAUGUAACUGAUCAUCAUCAUAAUCAGCCUACAAGAUUUAGUUUCAACUCAAUGCCAUAUUAAUUGGUUGAGGUCUUUGUUAGGCUUUAGGCAAAGUGAUUAAUUUCUAGCUUUGUUUGUGAUUAUACCGAUGAAUUUAAAGAUCAAAUUAGGGGUUUUUUGUUUUCCA